UUAACUAGAUUUGCAACAACCCAUGAGAGGUCAUAAAAGAUAUUUUCCUUUUACUUCAGGUGACUUUGAAUCCAAAAGAACACGCAAUGCAAAGAUAAUAACUUUGCCACCCGAUUGGGCAACACCUUUGUCCACUCAUCGAUGUUCAUAUAGAGACCCAAAAUCAAUUAUGAAGUUGUCUAUUGAGCCACCUAGAUUUUCCUACAAAGACAACUUGAUUCCCAAUGAGACGGAGCGGAGGAUUCUCAAAGUCAGAACGGGCGAGUCAGACUAUAUGGCCAAUUGCGGCGCGUUGGGAGAGUUCAUCAUCCGAGAAAAACUGCACGGCGAAGGAAGACCAAAGGCCAUGUCCCUGUGGGAGGUGAAGAGACGUCUAGCCCUACUGGACCAAGGAGUCAUUCAGGAGGACUGACCCAUUAGGACCCAACAAGGUCAUUGAACAUACUACUAGUUCCCCUUUGUUUAUGCUAUUCUUUAUCACUAUAUUGAGCACACACAAGACAAUUUUUAGUGACAAUUUAUUUCUGGAGCCUCAGACUUUUCACAUUUGACGGUACAAAUUAUU
This is a messenger RNA of Frankliniella occidentalis (western flower thrips), 565 nucleotides long. RefSeq lists its product as uncharacterized. Bases 23 to 412 code for a protein of 129 amino acids. The transcript has 2 exons. NCBI's taxonomy places the organism in Eukaryota, Metazoa, Arthropoda, Insecta, Thysanoptera, Thripidae. The record is from RefSeq and is a predicted model, not a curated record.